This is a messenger RNA of Rubroshorea leprosula, 1409 nucleotides long. Lineage: Eukaryota; Viridiplantae; Streptophyta; Magnoliopsida; Malvales; Dipterocarpaceae. The record is from the annotation of a GenBank genome assembly.
AAAAAAUAAUUAUAUUCGCUUUUCUUCACGACAAGAAGAACCGGUGCCGGUAUCGAAAGCCAUCUGCCUUCUCACUGUCCUCUGCGGCUGCUGUGUAAAGUUCCCUUUAUUUUAAUCUGAUUCACGGCCAUGUCUUCAGGUCUCAAGCUCCAACCUUCGUCCUUAAAGCCGCCGAAAAACCCUAACAACGCCGCGCAGACAGACCUUCUCAAUCCCAUCUCUAACCCUAACCUCAACCCUGAAACCAGUAUGUCGUUUCCCAUCACCCCCUCCCCGGAAGACCUCGUCCUCUCACGCGCCUCCCACCUUACUCGCCCAGAACUCCUCAAGCGCCGAUCGCACAUCCUAAAGCAGCUUUCAAGGUGCUACAGAGACCACUACUGGGCUCUCAUGGAGGACCUAAAGGUUCAAUACAGAGAAUACUACUGGAAGUACGGCGUAAGCCCUUUCAAGCAAGAUCAGACUCUGGAGGUGGAGAGAGAAAAUGGGGAGAGAGACCCUGCUAAUUCUAAUGCCGAGGGCAGUGGUGAAAAUGGUAAUAACAAUAAUUUUGGUGGUAUUAGUUUGGAUUUGAAGAACAAUCAUCAGUGCGUUUUUGUUGGGUGUAAAUUGAAAGCUAUGGCGUUGACGAGUUUCUGCCAUCUGCAUAUUCUCUCUGAUUCGAAGCAGAAGCUUUACAAGGCCUGCACAUAUGUCAUCAAGAGUGCUCAGGCUGGACCCAUCACGUGUGGAAAACCUAUCCUGAGAUCCACUGUUCCUUCUCUUUGUUCAGUCCACUUCCAAAAGGCUCAGACACAUGUCAACCGAGCCUUGAAGAAAGCAGGUCUUACUGUUUCAUCCUCUAGUAGGCUUGCUCCAAAGUUCCAUGUAGUAGUGGCAGAGUAUGUGCGUCAAAUUCAGGCCAAAAGGAAAACUGCACAAAAGGGAAAAAGAAGUAUAGUUGUAGUUGGGGAAGAAAGUUCUAGUUGAAACUUUAUAUCUGCCAUUGCUGUAAUGACAAAAAUCGUGUUGCUCAGAAACAGAAAAAUGUAAAGCCAUUGCAGUUACUGAAGCAGAUAUUUGAUCAACUUCUGUUUCAAGGAUAUAUCAUUACAUUUCGAGAUCCUCAUCUUCAGUCUGCACCCUUGGAAUAGCUGGGAUCCAAAUUUAGUUCAGGUUUAAGCAUGUUGGCUCCUGGGUUUGAACCACUGGAGGCCUCUGUGGUUGUAGGGUUGCUACUCCAUGCCUGCAUUUCUCACACUGGAAAAGCUUUGCUGGUGUUACUGGAUUGCAAGAAAAAUGUGAAAUAUAACAUUUUACUCAGAUCAUCUACGUUGAUUUCCUGGUUCUCUCUGCUCAGGUUCAUGGACAAUCGUAUCUGGAAACUUCUUGUCUAUAAAAUUAAAACAUACUAAAGGACUCAAAAUGUG